AUGAUUGAAAUAGAACAAAGUUCAAAAAGAGGAUUCGCAUACGGAAAAGAGUCUUUUGAACUGUUAAAGAGUGUGAAGAGACUAAAAUUCCAAAAUGAAAAGUACGAAAGAACAGGAUCAGCUGAUAUAUGGUCAUUUGACGUUGAGGAGUACGAGAGAAUAGAGAGUUCAAUAGAUUUAUUGAAAAUCAGCAAUUUAAAGUGCAGACACGACGUAAAUUUCACAUUUACAACCGUUCAUAGAUUGCCACAAGAGGGGUGGGAGGAGCUGAUUGAUUGCUGGUCUUGCCACAACAGUGAAUUUAAAGGAAUGCUUGAUCUCAAAAUAAAGCCUAGAAAGAACGGAAUUUUGGUUUCAAACUUCUAUUUGAUUGCGGGUGAAAAGGUACUUCCUGAAUGUUGCAAAGCAAGAACCAAAAUGUUUUACAACGAACUCACCUGUGAGUUUUCAGUAGAACAGCUAAUUUUCAAGUUCUUUGAAGAGUAUUUUGAAAUGAAAAACUCGAUCAUUCUCAAAGUAGACGGAAAAAGCUAUGAAAUAAAGCUAUUCUACCGUUGUAUUUUGAUUGAGAAAAAUGAUUCUUUUGUGUUCAAUGAGCACGAUGCGUUUAAGGUUGGAUAUAAAGAAACAGCAAAGAACAAUGACGAGGACUCAUAUAUUGGCGACUAUUUUAAGAUCAAGAUUAUCGAUCAGUUAGGUAGGAACUCCGUGAAACUGUCUGUCUUGGGGUAUGCACUGUCUUUUAUUACACAAUAA
Vittaforma corneae ATCC 50505 is the source of this 756-nucleotide messenger RNA. RefSeq lists its product as uncharacterized. NCBI's taxonomy places the organism in Eukaryota, Fungi, Microsporidia, Nosematidae. The coding region runs from base 1 to 756 and encodes 251 amino acids. The transcript has a single exon. The record is from RefSeq and is a predicted model, not a curated record.